Oncorhynchus nerka (sockeye salmon) is the source of this 1416-nucleotide messenger RNA. RefSeq names its product SPARC-like. Bases 226 to 999 code for a protein of 257 amino acids. The record is from RefSeq and is a predicted model, not a curated record. Gene Ontology annotation, molecular function: extracellular matrix binding; calcium ion binding; protein binding. Gene Ontology annotation, biological process: anatomical structure development. NCBI's taxonomy places the organism in Eukaryota, Metazoa, Chordata, Actinopteri, Salmoniformes, Salmonidae. The transcript has 10 exons.
UGUAAGAAUAGGAGAUCAAAUAAAAGGAGGGAGAAAGUAUAGGCAGCAGAACUUAAAAACAGAUACCUUUAAAGAACGGGUGUAAAGGAGAGGGAAAUAUGUGCAGCUGGCAAGACGCAGAACAGCAAGCGGAAUAGCAACAGAGGAUAGAAGCAAGUGAAACUCUGGGAUAUUACACCAAAUAAGGACUGUUAGAAACGUUCUUCUCUCGCGUUCAGCCUUACUAUGAACCUGCUCUUUCUGCUGGUCCUGGCUUUUCACCCUGACCUGGCCAUGGGAGGCAGAGCCCAGCGCAAACAAUGGCAGGCUGAGAGCAGUCUGAGACCAUAUCUGGGUAGAGUGGACCCAGUCCUACUAUGUGAGCUUCUGAAGUGUCACAGUCCAAUGGGCUCCUGGUGCCAGGUGGUGCAGGACAACGGAGUCCUCUUCCCAAAGUGUGUGUGUCCUAAGAUCUGCCCACGGCAGGGGGCACCAGUGUGCAGUGUUCUGGGAAGGACCUAUGGGAACGAGUGUCUGCUGCAUAGAGAAGCCUGCCGCAAGAGACGUCACAUUGGACUGGCUCAUAAAGGGCCUUGUCUGGUUCCCAAGGCAAACUGUACAGAGGAGGAGUAUGGCCAGUUCCCAUACCGCCUCAUGGACUGGUUCCUCCUAUUGAGUCGCAUGGGAGAGUCCUACGCCCCCUACGCCCCGCCUCAGAGCUGCCUGAGCCACACCCAGCGCUCCCAACUAGCCCAGCGGAGGUUUGGCCUGCUGGACAAGAACAAGGAUGGAAAGCUGAGCCGGAAAGACCUGAGGAAGCUACGCUACAAAAGAAUGCCUCUAGAGCACUGUGCUACCUCCUUCUUCCAGUCGUGUGACCAUAACAAGAACACUAAGGUGACCCUGCAUGAAUGGAUCUCCUGUCUGGUGGAUCGCUCAGAGAUCUGGUUCCACAGCUUCAUGUCUAUGAAAAUGGGAUCCGGUAAGCUGUGUCCCAUGAAGACUGACAACCACCUUUGACCUGGAUAUGAACACCUCUCUUCUCGCAUUGUGUAUUAUUGUGUUAUCAUUUUUUUUAAAUGUUCUGUUACUUCUCAUUUUUAUCUCUCUGCAUUGUUGGGAAGGGCCCGUCAGUAAGCAUUUCAAUGUUAGUCUACACCUGUUGUUUAUGAAGCAUGUGACAAAUAACAUUUGAUUUGAUUUUAAUUUGAUUUGUCUACAUGUGCAUCUGUUUAUCAAUGCUAUCUACAUUCUACAAUCAUCCGCAUCAAUUAAUCACCCACUGCCUGUAUCAUAUUUCCACUACUCCCUCUAACGGUCACACUCGGUACUGCAUUUAUUUUUGAUUAAUGACAUCAUUUGUUUUGAGGAGUCCACUGUAGAUUCGUCUGUGUGGAGAAAUGGCCUGUAAUAAAUGUCUAUGAGUCUUGGCUACCA